Prorocentrum cordatum is the source of this 1490-nucleotide messenger RNA. NCBI's taxonomy places the organism in Eukaryota, Dinophyceae, Prorocentrales, Prorocentraceae. The record is from the annotation of a GenBank genome assembly.
AGGCAUUUUGGCUCAAGCUGGCUCGGUCCCCCUGCGCGACGGGUGGUGCGAGCGUGGUGGCUGCGGGAGUGCCCCUCCGGGGGGCCGCUGGGGCGCGUGCCUCGGCUGACCAGCUCAUCUUCAAGCUGAAGGGCGAGCUGAGCGCGGCGAAGCUGGAGCUCGACCGCCUGCGUGGGCUGCUGGACCGUGCUGCUGGCAGCGGCGGGGGCGUGGCCGGCGAGGCUCGCCGCCGCGAAGACAUCGCGCGGCCAGCGCUGGUGGCCAGUCUCGCGGGGGACCAGGAGCAGCUGGAGGACCGCGUACGCCGCAACGUGGCGUGGCGCGCACAACGCUGCCCCUCGGCCUCGGCGCCUCCAGGCGAUUGGCGGCGCACUCAGCGAGGCGGGCCCGCGCCUCGGGGCCAGGUGCCCGCGAGGGGGCGAGGGGCUGCGCGCGGACGCCGAGGUUUUCGUGCCUGCAGCAGGGGUCUGGGAGCCGUCGGGUGGCGGCCAAGUUCUUCGCCGUGAAGCUGCCUUGUUCUUUCCAGGGGCGGGACGCUGGUUUCCGCGCGCGGAUGGGCCUGCCCCCACGGGCCUCCGCUGCACUUGCGGUUCGCUGGCGUUCUCCUCGGUGCCCAUCGGCGCGACUUGCUUCGAGAAAUAUCCUGUGCGGAGGGCUCUGGCGCUGUCGGAGCCGACGGCCCGAUGAUGCAGGCGGCGGCGCUUUGGGGGCCCCUGCGAGGGAUACCUGCUCUGCUGCUGGGGCCGCCGUGGUCGAGCGGGACGCGAACAGCGAGUAUUGGCGAGCGCCUCGCGGAGCUAGAGCAGUGGGCGGGCGCGACUACCCGUCCUUUCAUUCGACGGCUGGCGCGGCUCCGCCAAGGUGGUUCCAGCGAGCAGGGCGUGUUCGUUCAGGUCGUCUUGCAGGGGCAGACGUGGGGCAUUCGGAAGCCCGCUGCCGACUACCUGGCUGCACUCGUUCAGCUGGUCGGCGAGCUUCGCCUCAGCCCGGCGGAGCUCGAGGAGAUCGAGUCGCUCCCGUUGGAAGGGGAGGCGGAGCUCAUCGAGCAGAUGGCGCAAGCAGGGAAACACGAGGAUCGUAUAUUGAACCUGCUGGAGUUUGAGAGCAGUUCGUCGGUGCUCCUCGAUGCGCUGGGAGUGCUCGGCGGUGCAGGCCGCGGAGAGGAGGCGUGCGAGGAGACUGAGUAUGAGGAGCUGGAGCUGCUGCGCGACAUGGAGCCGCGGCGCCUGAGCUGGUUCCGCGGCAGGGUCGCGGCGAUGUGGCUGGCUCGGAAGGCGGAGUAGAAAGAGCCACCCGCGGACGACGCCGACGCCGAGUGGCUUGGCGGCGAAUCCGAGCGCGCGCGGAGGGCGGACACCAGCGGCGUCGAACCGUGAGGGGGCCCUUUGGCGCGAGAGUGGCGCGGGCGGAGCGUAGUCGUUCGUGCUUGCGGUUGAAUCCCAUUGCGUGCGCGGGCCUCCAGGGGCCCCCGCAGAGAGAAACAAUGCCCC